Messenger RNA from Colletotrichum orchidophilum, 3516 nucleotides. Its product is annotated as linoleate diol synthase. Bases 1 to 3516 code for a protein of 1171 amino acids. The transcript has 6 exons. Gene Ontology annotation, biological process: response to oxidative stress. The record is from RefSeq and is a predicted model, not a curated record. Lineage: Eukaryota; Fungi; Ascomycota; Sordariomycetes; Glomerellales; Glomerellaceae. Gene Ontology annotation, molecular function: peroxidase activity; monooxygenase activity; heme binding.
AUGGCUACCAACUUUACUCAGAAAUUUCAGGCCGGAGAGUCUUAUGGCGAUGAGCGUCAAGACUCAGCCAACUUUUUCAAUGAUCCCGCGAAGGUUGCAGCCGACAUCUUAAAAGACUAUGUCUCCGUACGUGGGCAGACGUCUCCGGCUGAGCUCGUGGGCCUCAUCAAAGAGUUGCUCCAGAAAGGCGAGCCUCUUGAUGACAAGAAAGGAACGACCGAGGUCCUCAUUGGCAUCCUGACAUCUCUGCCUGCCACCUCCAAAGCUAGGACGGCGCUCACCAACAAGCUCAUUGACACACUGUGGGGAAAUCUCCAACACCCCCCUCUGAGCUAUGUUGGUGGCGACGUCAAGUACGAUGCUGUUAAUGAGACGGGAGAAGUCCUUGACAGCAAAGGAGAGCCGAACGCAAGAGAGCCUCAAGCCACCGACUCAAUUGAGUUCACAGCCCCGGGCACCAACAUCCUUUUACGCGAGCAGGUGCCGCAAGCGCCGGAUGGCUUACACCACUACCGCUCUCCUGAUGGAAGCUUCAACAACAUUCUCGAGCCCAACUUGGGCAAGGCUGGAACUCCUUACGCCAAGUCCGUUAGAACGUCCAAGAGACUUCACGGUGUCAAGCCUGACGCGGGUCUGCUUUUUGACCUGUUGUUGGCUCGUGAAGAAGGGACUUUCAAAGAAAAUCCGGCUGGUAUCUCAUCGAUGCUGUUCUACCACGCGUCCAUCAUCAUUCAUGACAUCUUCAGAACCAACCGCACGGACAUGAACAAGAGCGAUACGUCGUCCUAUCUUGACUUGGCACCGCUGUACGGCUCGUCACUCAAGGAUCAGCUUGAGAUCAGAACUAUGAAGGAAGGCAAGCUCAAGCCCGACACGUUCCACGAGAAGCGCCUCCUUGGGCAGCCCGCGGGCGUCAACGUCAUGCUUGUCCUGUACUCCCGCUUCCACAACUACGUCGCCGAUAUCCUGCUCAAGAUCAACGAGAAUGGACGCUUCACACUGCAAGCCGGAGCCAAUGCCACUCCCAUUGAGAAAGCCAAGGCUGUCGCUAAGCAGGACCAUGACCUCUUCAACGUGGCGCGUUUGAUUGUCGGCGGCCUGUACGUCAACGUCUCAUUGCACGACUACUUGAGAGCGAUCACCAACACGCACCACUCCAAGAGCGACUGGACUCUUGACCCUCGUGUUGAGAUUGGCAAGCAAUUCGACAGCGACGGCGUGCCUCGCGGUGUCGGUAACCAAGUCAGUGUCGAGUUCAACUUGCUGUACCGCUUCCACUCUUGCAUCUCGAAGAAGGAUGAAAAGUGGAUCGACGGAUUCUUCGGCAAGCUGUUCAAGGGCAAGAAGUCCGAGGACUUGCAAAACAUUGGCAUGGCCGAGCUCGGCUUGGCUUUCGUGGAGUACGAGAAGUCGAUUCCCAAAGACCCCAGCGUUCGCACGUUUGAUGACUUGAAGAGACAAGAGGACGGCACCUUCAAGGAUGAAGAUCUUGCUCGGAUCCUCAAGGAGGCUAUGGAAGACCCGGCUGGUUGCUUCGGUGCUCGUAUGGUCCCCAAGGCGCUCAAGAUUGUCGAGAUUCUCGGAAUCAACCAGGCACGCAAGUGGCAAGUUGCGUCGCUGAACGAAUUCCGAGAGUUCUUUGGCUUGAAGAAAUACGACAAGUUCAGCGAGAUCAACUCCAACCCUGACAUUGCCAAACUCCUCGAGAAGCUCUACACCGACCCCGACAUGGUCGAGCUUUACCCUGGACUCAUGAUCGAAGACAUCAAGCCGGUCCGCAACACGGGCAGCGGUAUUUGCCCGACAUACUCUGUCGGCCGAGCUGUGCUCUCUGACGCCGUCACGCUUGUCCGCUCAGAUCGUUUCAACACACUCGACUUCACCGUGAGCAACCUGACGGCGUGGGGAUUCAACGAGGUUCAGCAGGAUUACAAGACUCUCGGUGGUUCCGUGCUUUACAAGCUCAUUCAGCGAGGUCUCCCCAACUGGUUCCCUUACAACUCCGUCGCAGUCAUGCAGCCCAUGUACACUAAGAAGAUGAACGAGACCAUUGCCAGGGAGAUUGGUACCUUCCACCUGUACACUCUGGACGACCCAACACCUCCACGCAAGACCGCCGUCACUGCGUCAAGCGCAGCCAUCAAGCAGGUCUUGGGCAACCCCAAGCAGUUUGUCGUGCCGUGGCUUAGGUCUCUUCAGGCCAUGUUCACGGAUACGAAGAAGGACGUCAGCUGGUUCAUGCUCGCGGGUGACGAGCAGAAGAACUUCCAGCAUCGCACCAACAUCAAGAAAGCAUUGAGCAAGAUCCCGAACCUGCACAACGCGGUUCACGAAUUCAUCGAUCGUGUGGGUGCGCAGCUCAUCGAGAAGGAGACAUUCAAGAUGAAGGAGGGUCUUCACCAGAUCGACAUUAUCCGUGACGUUGCCAUCCCGUUGAAUGCUCAGCUUCUCGCCGACCUCUUCUACUUCGACCUGCGCACCGAGGAGAACCCCGGCGGUACUCUCGGAGCCGCUGAGCUCUACAAUCACUUGCUCAAUAUCCGAGUCUGGGGGGUCAAUGACAACGACCCAGCCCAGUCUUGGAACCGUCGCCGCCGCGCGAUCGAGAGUGCCAAAGUUAUUAUCGAUUCGACGGCCGGACCCGUCAAAGAGGUCCACGCCGGGCGUGGCCUGGGCUUCGGCAUCGCCAACGCCAUCUCCAGCGCGGUCGGCCGCAGGGCCAACUUCAAGAAGGACUCGCUACGAUCGUGUGGUUACAAGUUUGUCGAGGAGCUCUUGGCUCAAGGAAACUCGCCGGAGCAGGUCGUAGAUAACAUGUGGCUGACAGCCUUUGGCGGCAUUGGUGUUCCUGUCACAGCGUUUUACGAAGUACUGGAGUUCUUCCUGCGUCGCGAGAACGCCUCUAUCUGGGCCGAGGUACAGAACCUCGCGCAGAAGAAGGACGACGCAGGACUGCACGCCUACGUCCGCGAGGCGCAGCGUCUCACCAGCGGACAGCGCAACGUUCGCGUGGCGACGGCGCCGGCUGAUAUCGACGGCCAGAAGAUCCAGCCGGGUACUGCGGUCGUGCUGCUUCUUGGCGUUGCUGGGCGGAACCCCAAGGAGAUUGCCAACCCCGACAAGUUCGAUCCCAACCGCAAGGCCGAGGACGUGUCUGCUUUCAGCUACGGUCAGCACGAGUGCUUGGCCAAGGACAUUGCGACGACGUUCGUUGUGGGACUUGUCAAGCUCGUCGCUGAUCUCAAGCAGCUGCGCCCAGCACCGGGUCAGAUGGGUGUGGUCAAGACCAUUCAGGUCGGCAGCGAGAAGGCCUAUCUGAACGACAGCUGGUCGUACCUUGGCUUUGACGCCAGCACUUGGAAGGUUCACUUCGACGGCCACGGAAAGGGAAAUUUCACGGGCGAUGUUACACCUAACAACCCCAUUGACUUGGGGCAGUACUACUAUCUCCUCAAGCAGCGCAAGGAAAACUUGCUGAGUGGUCUCAGUGGGCCGGCCAGCAUCCGUUCCCAAUAG